AUGAAAGAAUUUCCAUUAGAAUUAAAUUUAAAAAAAUCUAUAACAUUUGCUUCUAGUGGAAAUGCAUCUGAAAAUCAUGUUGUUGAAUUAAAAUUGAAAAAUACUACUAAAGAGAAACAGGCUGUUAAAGUAAAAUGUACAAGUAAUGAUUUAUUUAAAAUUGCACCUCCAGUUUCUGUAAUUAAAGCUGGUGAAUCAUUAUCAGUAACAUUAACAUAUAAUGGUAAUAAACCUUAUCCUGAUGAUAAUAAACAUUAUUUUGUUAUUUAUUCACUCACUGCAACAACUGAUGAAGCUCCAAGAAAGUUAUUUUCAAAUGAUAAAGAUAAAAAAACAGAAAAUAUCAGAUUAUUUGUAUUCUUCAAAAAAGAUGAUGGUGAUGAAAAAGAUACCAACAAAAAAGAUGAAAAUAAGGAUGAAAAGAAGGAUGAUAAAAAGGAUGAUAAAAAGGAGGAAGAAAAAGAUGAUAAAAAAGAAGACAAAAAAGAAGACAAAAAGGAAGAUAAAAAGGAAGAUAAAAAAUAA
This is a messenger RNA of Strongyloides ratti, 525 nucleotides long. RefSeq names its product MSP domain and PapD-like domain-containing protein. Lineage: Eukaryota; Metazoa; Nematoda; Chromadorea; Rhabditida; Strongyloididae. The coding region runs from base 1 to 525 and encodes 174 amino acids. The record is from RefSeq and is a predicted model, not a curated record. The transcript has a single exon.